This is a messenger RNA of Arctia plantaginis, 1050 nucleotides long. Lineage: Eukaryota; Metazoa; Arthropoda; Insecta; Lepidoptera; Erebidae. The record is from the annotation of a GenBank genome assembly.
AUGGCUAUGUUAGCAGCACCCCGUCGCAAACAAAAAGUGAUUAAUUUACGUGCUAAAAACAACGCUUGGAGCAAUGAUUCAAAUAAAUUCGGUCAGCGAAUGUUGGAAAAGAUGGGUUGGAGCGAAGGCAAGGGGUUAGGAGCUAAAGAAAAUGGUAUUGUGGAGCAUGUAGUAGCUAGAUACAAGAAUGAUGAAAAAGGACUGGGUUUUGAAGAUAAAAAUGAUCAGUGGACAAAGCAUGAAGACGAUUUUAAUUCGUUAUUAGCCAAUUUGUCCAAUAGUGAUAAUAAUGAUGAAAAGCUUCACAGUGGUGUAUCUCUUGAGGUCAAAUCAAAGAAAAGUAAGGCUCGGGUUCAUUAUCACAAGUUCACUCGAGGUAAAGAUCUUACUCGCUACAGUGAAAAGGAUUUAGCAAAUAUUUUUGGAAAAAAGAGCUUAAGGAAAGAAGAUAAACAAGACGAUAUUUUAAAAGAAGAUGUUGUACCUACGGAACAAGUGUUUAAAGAUAAAGGCAGCAUGGUCGAUUAUUUUAAAAAUAAAUUAGCAUCUUUUAAGUCUAAUAAUAAUGUCAACAAAAACUGUAAUAGCUUAAAUAAUGAAGAUAGAAGUGAUUGUGGCUUCACAGGGUUUUCUGGAACACGAAAUGAUGAUGGGGGCACUGAAAAAGAUCAAGAAUAUCAAUUUCAGGGAUUUUCUUGUUAUAAGUCUAAAGAAAGUAUAGAAGGAAACUUGGUUGAUGACAAUGUUGAAAAUGUAAAGAAGAGUAAGAAAAAGAAGAAGAAGCAAAAACAUUUAGAUGAUGAGCAACCACAACUUGAUAAUGUACAAAAUGAUGAAUGUGAUCAUAGUAACAUUAGUCAGGAUAAUAGUGAAGUUAUAAUAAAAAAAGAAAAGAAGUCAAAAAAGAAAAAAAACCCCGAUGAGCUUAUAUUGAAAAACAAUACUGAAGAAUCUAACAAACAAAUGGAAGUUGUUGAAGAACACACCACUGAUGAGUAUGUGCCCAAAAAGAAAAAGAAACGAAAAAAUAGGGAUGUUGUCAAUGAAUAA